UCCGAAGGAUUCUUCCACCGGAGGAGGUGGUUCAGCAGGGAUGAGCUCGCCGCACGGGAAAAGCGCAAAACAGGUAAAAGCAGCGAUCAGUAAGAAGGUUCAGAAACAGCAGAUUAAACAGAGGAGGCGGUCCAGUGAGCAGAGUGGAGACUCAGAAGUGUUAGCGGCUGGAGUCAACCCCCCCCAUGGUAGGAGGUACAGCCAGACCCCCACCCCCUUCCCCAGAGAUAGAGAGAGAGCUACAGGGGAUGAAGAGGAGACAGAGGAGGACCUGGAUGUGGAGGACCUGGAUGUGGCAGAUAUGAUGAAGACGAGUGGUCAGAAGCAGGAAGAGAAGGAGUCCAUAGACCUGCUCCCUAUAAUGGACCCAGCAUUUGGACCGGACAGGGACCUACGACCAGAGGAGAUUGAAGAGCUUCGCGAGGCGUUUGUGGAGUUUGAUAGGAAGAAGAAUGGUUAUGUCAGCUACAAGGACCUGGGAGAGUGCAUGAGGACCAUGGGCUACAUGCCCACAGAGAUGGAGCUCAUCGAGCUGGGCCAGUCCAUCUGUGGCGGCAAACUAGACUUUGAGGACUUUGUGGAGCUGAUGGGCCCAAAGAUGCUGGCAGAGACAGCAGACAUGAUCGGAGUGAAAGAACUGAGAGAUGCAUUCAAGGAGUUUGAUGCUAACAGUGAUGGUCAGAUCAGUAUAAUGGAACUGAGGGAGGCCAUGAAGAAGCUGAUGGGAGAACAGCUGACCAACAGAGAGAUCGACGAGAUCCUCCGAGACGUGGAUCUCAACCGGGACGGACUGGUCGACUUUGAGGAAUUUGUUCGAAUGAUGUCACGCUGAGAUAACCAUAUGGUUGUUGUGCAACAACUGGAAAAGGUACCACUACGUUUGUAGUGAACAACUGGAAAAGGGACCACUACGUUUGUAGUGAACAACUGGAAAAGGGACCACUACAUUUGGAGUGAAGAACUGGAAAAGGGACCACUCCAUUUGUAGUGAACAUUCUUGUUCUACUGACUGGACCUCGGUUUGUUAUUUUUUGUUAAGCAGCACUUAAAUUGAGUGAACACUUAAUAGUAGUUCUACAAAUCUUGUAACUCAAGCUGUGACAGUUAAAUUGAACAUUGAUUGGUUGUAACAUCUCAAAAUCCUAAUGCUUGGUUGUCUCUUAUGAGUAUCUCUUAUCUUUUUAAAGUGUAUUUUUGUUUUUUUAAGUGAAUGUUUUUACUCUGAUUGUAUGUGUGUUCAAAGGUUUAACCUCGUUUGUAAAAUGUGACAUUAUUUUCAAAU
This is a messenger RNA of Oncorhynchus masou masou (cherry salmon), 1282 nucleotides long. RefSeq names its product calcium-binding protein 2-like. Bases 41 to 832 code for a protein of 263 amino acids. The record is from RefSeq and is a predicted model, not a curated record. Lineage: Eukaryota; Metazoa; Chordata; Actinopteri; Salmoniformes; Salmonidae. Gene Ontology annotation, cellular component: cytoplasm. The transcript has 7 exons. Gene Ontology annotation, molecular function: calcium channel regulator activity; calcium ion binding. Gene Ontology annotation, biological process: regulation of voltage-gated calcium channel activity.